UAUUAAACCUGUCAACGAAGAAGAAGAAGUUAAAGGAGGUAGAAAAAAGUGGUCAAGGGUCAAUUGUUAGUGCUAACACCAAACCACCGAAUAAAGAAUGUGAUAUCACACCAAGCAACAAAUAUCCAUCUUCUACAAGCAAAAAGAACAAUGACCAAGCAAUUGAUAACAAUCUCAAAACAAAUUACUAUCAAAUAGACAAACCAUUAAUAAUCAAUCAUAACAAAACUGUUGAUUCUGAUGAUGAUGUAAUACCUCCUACACCUUCACCUGGAAUAAGGAGCUUCAUAAGACCUUCCUCUUUGAUUGAAUAUAACAAAGAAAAAGCACAAUCUAGUUGUACCAGUUUAAAACUAAAGAAAAUGAUUGAUAGAAAAGAAAGAUUUGUUAACAUAUCAAAACAUGUUUCUCUGAAAAGCAAAGAAUCUUCAAAGAUUCAUGGCAUGAUUUGUGAAGCUGGUGAUUUGUUGCUAGAAGAAAAUGAUGGAAGCCAAAGUGCACUGGUUAGCGAAGUAAAUGCUGACCUGCUACUUGAGGAAAUUACAUCUGAUAUUCCACCUACCAGGAUUAUGCAGUUCAAAAGGACAUCAGGAAGUAACAACUCCAAAUGUAAAACCUCUCUAUCUAAUAAAAAAUCUUUGAAAGUUACAAAGAAAGCAAAACCUAACAUGAAUAUGGACUGUGCUGACUCAACUGUCAAUAGUGUAGAAGCUACAGUGCUUGCUGACAGCAAUACACCAACACUUGCACCGCAAAAGAUAGUCAUGAAGAAAGCUAAGGCAAAAUCUCUCAAGCGCUCAGCAUCCAAAGGCUGGUCACCAUCAAGCAAGAGGCAUCAAGGUGAUCACACUCUUGGUUAUUCUCAGGAUGUCAAAAAACAAAAGCAAGAAGAUGAAAGCUUUGAUUGCCAUUUUGAUGAAGAUGACCAAACUAUGGCAGCAYUUUAUGGAGCUGGACUACUAUCAACACCAACAAAMACUGUACAAACUAGGUCAUUAGGCAGCAAUGAACAAUCUAAAGAAAUUGAGGAUAUGGUUUCUCACAGCAGUGAAAAGUCUCUGAAUGAUGGUUCCCUUGAUGGUAUUGAUAGUGAGUUYUUGAAGACUUCACCACCUAAAGAAACAGUUAUAUCAGAURAAAAGACUCCUAYCAAAGAAUAUGACAGACAUUUGAUMAAURACAUAUCAUUAGUUACUCCCACUAAGAAUUCACCCAAUGUAUCACGUGAUAGCUUAUUAGGAGUAGAGAUUGAUGGUUUGAUGGAUGGCUUGGAAUGGUCUCCUUUACCAAAGAAAAUAAUACCAAGGAAUAAAUUAUUUGAGGAAUAUACUCCCCACUCUACCCCCUACUGUCGUUUUUUGGUUCUUGAGGUAUAUAGAUGCGAAGCAAACAAUGCAGAGGCUAUGUCUAAAUAUGGGCGUGUCCUGUCUGAGAAGGUUUUAAGGUUGUUUGAUGAGAGCCAGUCUGUAGAGUGGUAUUGUUACUUGAGACAGGAUUGGGAAAUGACUGAAGUGGAGCCUGGGGAUGUUGUUCAUGUAACAGGAGAAUUUGAUAUGACAUCAAGGGUUUGUAUCCUUGACAACAAAACUGACCAAUACCUUGUUGUCCAUCCUGAUACAUUGGUUUCUGGGACAACUGUCGCUGGGGCAACACGWUGUUURCGCAGGAGUAUUCUUAAUGAAAGGUUUCGCACAGAAAACACCAAUGAAGCCAUGUUGAUGGGCACAAUACUCCAUGAGUUGUUUGACAAUGCCAUGCAGUCCAAUGAAUUCUCCACUGAAUAUCUAAUCUCACAGGCAAAAUCCCUUCUAGAGCAGCACUCUUACUUGGACUCCUUGUUUAGUCUUGGCAUGACAGAGGUUACUGCUAUGGACAAAAUCAGUGCUAUUAUACCAGAGUUUUCUAAAUGGGCUAAGCAAUACAUACACUCAACUCCAGAACCUGACCUAGGCGUUAUGGAUUAUAAGACAGCAUCAGAGWCUUCAGAUACCCAGGAAMAACCCAGUGUUUGUAUAGCAGAAUUAAAAGACAUUGAAGAGAAUGUUUGGUCUCCRAGGUUUGGCCUGAAAGGUAAAGUUGAUGCAACUGUCGAAGUUAAAAUUGAUCGUCGUCCGAAGAUUCGGCGACAUAGACCCGACAAAGAUAACGCGAUCCAGUCGUGUAUUGUGCCAUUAGAGUUAAAAACGGGCAAGGUUUUCUCCAAAUUAGGUUCAGUCGAUCACCGCGCACAAGUUAUCCUGUACACAUUACUUCUGUCUGAUCGCCACCGUCAUGCUGUCAACUCUGGUCUUCUGUACUACAUGAAGUCAUCCCACAUGGUUGGAGUACCAGCACUGAUCCAUGAGAAACGAGCAUUGAUCAUGCGCCGUAAUGAAGUAGCGCGAUACCUGUCUCUUGGUCGAACCACUGGUGGACGCCAGAUGCCCGGGAUGCUAAAAGAUGCGCACACGUGUAACCGCUGUUCACAAGCCAACAACUGCACUUUGUUUCACAAAUCCCUYGAAAAUGGUGAUCACGUGACCAGCGGUCUUGGUGAUGACUUUAUCAAACUCACCCAACACUUGACGUCAGAUCAUACUCGGUUCUUUUCUGAUUGGUUUAAACUGRUUUGCCUCGAGGGUAAAGAAGUGCAGCAAUCUGGUAAAACAAGUCAACACCAUAUAUGGAGCUUGAAAGGACUGGAACGAGAAACACUCGGUCAAUGCUUCAGCGGACUAGUGCUGUCAUCACGUGAUCCUCAAUUGGACAGUGAUAAAAUGCAUGUUCACAAGUUUAAACGAUCAGCGGAUAGUCCAAUUAAUACUCCUUUUGUGGAGAUUCCGCUGAACUCUGGUGACCGUGUCGUGGUCAGYGAAGAAGAAAGCUCUUCUAUUGCUAUAGCUGCAGGUUACAUUCGUCAUGUCGAAUCACUUGAGGUUACUGUCUCUCUUGAUAGAGAUCUGUUGAAAAGCUACAGAUCUACAUCAAAUAGUCAACAAACCCCUAUCUACCGUCUUGACAAGAACGAUGGCUACAACACCCUUACUACACUUUGGUCAAACAUAGCGAAAUUACUUCAUAACGACACGACAAGAAACGAAGAACUUCGACAAUUGAUUAUUGAUUUGAAGCCUCCGGUCUUCUGUCGCAGCCGGCAAGCGCUUAUUAAUUUCACUAGCCAGGUUUCCACAGGAACCAGUAGUCAAGAUACUCAACUGUCUAACAGCUCUCAGACUCCCAAACCAUCAAUAUACCGUGACAUUGUGACAGAGUCUCACAUGGAAGGUUUGAACAUUGAUCAAAAAAGAGCGAUUAUGAAAGUACUUUGUGCGGAGGACUACACCUUAAUAUUAGGCAUGCCAGGUACUGGAAAAACCACUACUAUUGCUUGCCUUGUUCGUAUCCUGGUAAAUAGAGGAAAGUCGGUAUUACUUACCAGCUAUACACAUACUGCAGUAGACAACAUUUUACUUAAACUCAAACAGGAUAAUGUCGACUUUCUUCGACUGGGUCAAGUACAUAAAAUGCUGCCUGAAAUCCAACCUUACUCCACCCAAGUAGCGGGGGCUCAUGCCAAGACUGUCAAUCACCUGAAAGAGUUCUACAUGUCAAAGAAUGUUGUGGCCACCACGUGUUUAGGAAUGAACCACGCCCUSUUCUCUCAGAGGUCGUUUGAUUACUGUAUAGUUGAUGAAGCAUCCCAGAUUACAUUGCCGGUGUGCUUAGGUCCACUGCACCAUGCUAGUGUMUUUGUGUUGGUUGGUGAUCAUUAUCAACUUCCUCCACUCGUACAAAGCCUUGAAGCCAGAGAGGGUGGCAUGGAUAUCAGUCUAUUCAAGCGUCUAUCAGAGCACCAUCCCCAAGCCAUGGUGUGUCUAGAGCAUCAAUAUCGUAUGAACCAGGAUAUCAUGACAYUGUCCAACAAUCUUAUCUACGAAAACCGUCUGAAAUGUGGCACCGAACAAGUCGCUAACACUGUCCUGUGUAUACCAMAGUGGAACAAGCUUGUGUCGAUGUUCAAAGGACUUGAUGGUUCAGAUACURGUGAAAACUGGUUGUUGAAAGCAUUAGAGCCCAAGCAAUCGGUACUAUUCCUUAACACGGACAAUGUUCCUGGCUACGAGUCGCGCAAGGAAGGACUGGUGUCUAAUGAGACAGAAGCAGUGAUAGUACAACAGUUGACGUGCGCAUUACAGAUUGGUGGUGUGGAACUUUCGUCAGUUGGUAUAAUCUCGCCCUACCGACAUCAAUUGAAAUUGAUAAGAGAGGCUCUUGGACAAGACCCGCGGGAUUCCCGCAGCACCCUCGAGAUUAACACAGUGGACAAGUAUCAAGGACGAGACAAAGCCUGUAUUAUUGUGUCUCUUGUACGAAGCAACGAAUCCUCUUCCGUCGGAGACCUUCUAAAGGACUGGAGACGAGUGAAUGUAGCCGUGACACGUGCCAAGUCGAAACUGAUUUUGAUUGGUUCGUUGAGUACUUUAAAGGCAAGUCUGUUGCUAAAUGAAUUAUUGGAUUUGGUUCAGAGAAAGAAUUGGAUUUUUGACCUGCAAAAAGAUGCUCAUAAAAYGUAUGUCGAYAUGGAACACGCCGCGAGGAAAGUGUCCUUGCUAUAAAAAUGUCUGUCCAUCCRGUUAUCAUGAAUGAGACCGAUGAUUAUCUUUCUGUCAUCUGUGAAUGUUGACGCACAAAAGAGCGGGAAAACGUUUGCUCAAAAAGAUGACAAAAUGAAAAAUUCUUCCUGAAUCAAAUUAAGUGAAAAACAAGACACAUUUUCUCAUCUUAACAAGUACAUACAAYCUUGUUAUGAAACGUUCUCGUGUACAUGCUGGCUUGGAAUCCAGGGGGAGGUUGCAGGGAUGCUAUUUUUCUUCUAUCUAUUUUUACAAUACGUUUUUGUUACACUCCCCCCUGAUUUUUACCUUAGGUAGUACUGGAUUCUGAAAUUCGUUUAGUCUUGUAACGAAAUCAAAACAUAUUUGUGGUGCUUGUAAACUGUUAUUUUAUAUUUUCAUAUAUCUCUAUAUUCAUACAAUGUUUUGRCCAAUGGUGUUUAUUCAAAACGGUCAAAUAUCCAAAAACGUCAGUUGGACAGACUAGUAUUAAUCCCAUCAAACAGAUUACCAAGGAUAAAUAUAAAUCAAAUUGGUACAAAAGAAAGACUAGCUAUAACUGUAAUUAUAUUUCAUGGACUUUAGACUCUACAAUAGAGUUUUGAUAUCCCCUAAGGGGAUGGUUUAUUAUUGCUAUGACUUUUGUARAUAUACUGAUAAUUUCUAUCGGUCUAUACUUCAUGAUUGACUACGUUGAGCAUCCAUUAGUAAUGUUGUUGUAAUUGCUACGAGUGGUUUACUUUAGUAGGAUGACAUGAAGUACUAUGCCAGCAGUAUUUUUCAAAUGGUGUAGUUUGUACUGUAGAUGUUGGUAAAAAAAGCUAAGCUUAAACGAGAAAUUUUGUUGAAAAAUGCUUUUUUUAGAGAAAAGUGAACCGCAGAUAUUGCUUUUGCAUCAAUAUUCGUCAGUUUAUUUCUCAAAAUGUAGGCUGUCUCGGCAUUGUUUCGGGCACCAAGUGCCAUAUUUCAUUAAUAUAUGAUAUUUUUCCAAUAAAG
Messenger RNA from Exaiptasia diaphana, 5588 nucleotides. RefSeq names its product DNA replication ATP-dependent helicase/nuclease DNA2-like. Bases 363 to 4595 code for a protein of 1410 amino acids. Gene Ontology annotation, biological process: replication fork reversal. NCBI's taxonomy places the organism in Eukaryota, Metazoa, Cnidaria, Anthozoa, Actiniaria, Aiptasiidae. Gene Ontology annotation, cellular component: cytoplasm. The transcript is spliced from 17 exons. Gene Ontology annotation, molecular function: 5'-flap endonuclease activity; single-stranded DNA helicase activity. The record is from RefSeq and is a predicted model, not a curated record.